Molecule: messenger RNA, 2081 nt
Organism: Panicum hallii
Lineage: Eukaryota; Viridiplantae; Streptophyta; Magnoliopsida; Poales; Poaceae
Product: beta-glucosidase 16-like
Exons: 12
Coding region: 314-1795 (493 amino acids)
Biological process (GO): carbohydrate metabolic process
Molecular function (GO): beta-glucosidase activity
Source: RefSeq, a predicted model, not a curated record
CUUGUACCCGGUCUGAGUAGUCAUUUUCUGCUGGUUGCAAUCGCAGUCGCAGCCGCAGCACAGUGCACCUACACAAGGCCCGAAUCGUCGCAUCGUUCUCUCGUCCAUCUCUCUAAAGGCUGAGUGAGUGCCUCAUUAUUGGCUAUAUAUCUGAUUUUUUUUAAGCAAAACUUCCAAGAAACUGUACGCUUUUCUGCUGGCUGAUGACGACGCUUAUUCUCGACACUUUGUGAGACGACGGACGACGGCCCGGCCGCACGGAAGGAGUGGCCGCGAGUGCGAGAGCUAGGCUCUAGCUAGGCUGCCCGCAGCCAUGGCGCGUCUCAGCUGCCUCCUCCUGAUCGCUCUCUUCGUCUCCUCCGUCGCCGGGCUCAGGCGGAGCGAGUUCCCGCCGUCCUUCCUCUUCGGCGCCGGCACCUCGUCGUACCAGAUCGAAGGCGCCUAUCUAGAGGACAACAAGGGCCCGAGCAAUUGGGAUGUCUUCACUCAUAUUCAAGGAAAGAUUGUGGAUGGAAGCAAUGGCGAUGUGGCUGUUGACCAUUACCAUCGAUACUUGGUGGACACGGAGAUGAUGCAUUCACUGGGCCUCGACUCCUAUAGAUUCUCAUUGUCCUGGUCGAGAAUACUUCCAAAGGGUCGCUUUGGAGGUGUUAAUCCAGCAGGCAUCAAGUUCUACAAUAACCUGAUCAACAGUCUGCUACAAAAAGGAAUACAGCCAUUUGUGACCAUCAACCAUUUUGACGUACCCAGGGAACUCGAAGAAAGAUAUGGCUCCUGGCUGAGCCCUGAAAUGCAGGAGGACUUCACCUACUUCGCCGACCUUUGCUUCAAGAUGUUUGGUGACCGAGUAAAGCACUGGACUACGUUCAAUGAGCCAAAUCUUAUGGUGAAGCUUGGAUACUUCAGUGGCAAAUACCCACCCAAUCACUGUUCCAAGCCAUUUGGGAAAUGCGCUUCUGGGAAUUCAUCAACUGAGCCCUACAUUGCAGCACAUAACAUCAUAUUAGCACAUGCAAAGACGGUCAAUAUCUACAGAAAGAAUUACCAGGCCAAGCAAGGUGGCUCUGUUGGAAUAACAAUAUAUAUGAGAUGGUACGAACCUCUAAGGAAUAUCACAGAGGACCACAUAGCAGUAAGCCGAGCUCAGUCAUUCGAAGCUCCAUGGUUCCUCGACCCCUUGUUCUUUGGUGAUUAUCCUCAUGACAUGCACCAAAUCUUAGGCUCAAACUUACCAAAAUUCACAGAAGGAGAGAAGCAGCUACUGAAAAAACAAAUUGACUUUGUCGGAAUAAAUCACUAUAAAACAUUAUAUGUCAAGGAUUGCAUAUUUUCUCCAUGUGAUUUGGACAACUACAUUGGUGAUGCUUUAGUUUCUGAAUCAGCUGAACGAAAUGGGAUACCCAUUGGAAAACCGACACCAGUUGAAAACAACUAUGUGGUUCCAAGCUCUAUGGAGAAGUUGGUCAUGUAUUUAAAUCAGAGAUAUCAAAACAUACCUUUGUACAUCACAGAGAAUGGUUACGCCCAAAUAGGCAAUAGCAGCACCACAGUGGAAGAAUUAUUUAAUGACACUGAAAGGAAAGGAGCAAAUGUUAAAGGUUAUUUUGUGUGGUCUUUGAUGGACAACUUCGAAUGGCUCUCUGGUUACACCAUAAAGUAUGGUCUUUGUCAUGUGAACUUCAGGUCACUAAAACGAACGCCAAGAUUGUCUGCUAGAUGGUACAGCAAGUUUAUCAAGGGUUCCGAACAGAUAGAAAUGGCCUCUGAAGAAUCCCCUAAGCAUGUAGCUUCCUAGCACGGAAAUACAGAAUUCCCAAUGUCCAUGCUUGUACAGUAGUUACACAGGAAAUUACUUUGAUAAAUUUCCUCAUUCCCAUGUAUGCUCUUGCCCAAAACUCAGCUAUUUUUUUAUCAAAUAUGCCUCUAGAAGGAGUUUACUAAUAAGAAGCAGAAUACAUAUUUUGACUAUCCUCCUUUCCAGUUCAGAAGGCCCACAACGUAUGACUGCUGAAAUAGCAAUUAUUUGAGGAUGAUAACAAGAUAAUUGCAUUUCUAUGACACAGUUACCUGCAGUUUGUCUA